AUGGCUACUUUUAGCAGGAAGGAAGGUCAGCUAAACUAUAAGGUCAAAGAUGGCCUCACUCACAAGUUUGUCAAGGACAGACCUUUUCCUCCUCCUUCCCGCCCUCCUUCCCACCUCCGACAGACCCAAGAGCAGGAGCAGGGGCGCCAGCCCCACGCACUGCGCCUGCAGCCGCCGCUGAGACCCGAGCUGCCGGGCGGCGGGGCGGCCCGGGGCAGGCGGACCAGAGCCGCCGCCGGGGGUCUCUGCGCCUCGCACCCCCAAGCUCGGCGCUGCCGACGAGCGGCCGCCCGGGUUCCUGCCCUCGCUCCGGCCUCGCUCCCCCGAGAGGAGACAAAAGGAAGGUUCAGCCGGGUCACCGCGCGGCCGCUGACUGGGAAGCAGAGUCGACCCCGGCGCGGCCGCCCCCCACACAAAGGGGCUCCCCGCCUGGGUCGCGGCGUCGGCGCGCUCGUCCCCGCCCCGCGCGCGGGCUCUCACCCACCUGCAGGUGUCUGUGCGUCUGUCCAUAGGAACGCGGUCGGCGGGGGGGCCUGCGAGAGCCGGGCAGCCCGGGCUGGACGGGACGGGCCGGAGGGGCGAGAGGGCGGGAGGAGAGCGGCCAGAGGGCCGGGCACCGAAGGUGUGGAACCCGCCAUCCCCGCUAUGGUCCGAGGAAGUGUACAGCACCGCUCCCUACUACACGUCCUGGGCCCGCGAUCCCCGAUGCCCCCCGGAGCUCUGUGCACCUCCACUGAAACGCAAGGAGCAGAAAGAACCUACACUAUCCGUGAGGUAGCUUCUGCCAACCCCUCUCCAUCUCUAGAGCUGAUUCAGGUUGAUGUUCUUAACACCUUCCUCUAUCAACACUCUUCCAGGUCUAGGCUGAAAUUUAAAAUCUGUGUAAAUGUUGACACAAUAAUGUUUGUACGAACAAAAGAGACCAAAAAUGAAAACCCCCUAGUUAAUUGCAUAUUCUAAAGAUGGGAUCUUGUGGAGAAAUUGGAACUCUUAUGCAAUGCUAAUAGGAAUGUAGAUGGUACCACCACUAUGCAAAACAGUGGGGAAGUUCCUCAAAAAACUAAAACUAGAGCUACCAUAUGAUCCAGCAAUCCCACUUCUGGGUAAAUAUCCAAAAGAAUUGAAAGCAGGAUAUCGAAGAGAUAUUUGCCCAUCCAUGUUCAUUGCAACACUAUUCACAAUAGCCAAGAGGUUGAAGCAGCCCAAAUGUUCAUCAACAGAUGAAGAGAUAAAUGAAAAUGUGAUAUAUACAUAUAAUGGAAUAUUAUUCAGCCUUAAAAAUGAAGGAAAUCUUAUCACAGGCUACAACAUAGAUGAACCUUGAGGAUGUUGUGCCAAGUGCAAUAAACCAGUCACAAAAGGACAAAUACUGUUAUGAUUUGACCUAUAUGAGGCAUCCAACCAUGAUGAGGUACCUUGUUGAACAAACUAACUCUGCCACUGAGAACGAUGAAAGCUGUUUAAAAAAAUAAAUAAAUAAGUCUGUUUAAAACAAUUGGAGAGCAACCCUGUCAUCCAAGGCUUGAGAGUCCAAGAGCCCCCCAGGAAGAAGAGAAAUACUCUGAAGUGAGUCCUGCAUUCUCAGCCACUUUUCCUUCUCAGGGCAUUGUUGAUUCGUGUCUAGGAGUGUAGAAGUCAGAAAGAAGCACCAUAGAGCUUACCGGCAGUCUUAUUGGCCUGGAGAUACAAAAUUUGGAGUCAGGUCUAUUAAGGCAGCUAGGACUUGAGAAACCAAGAUCCUAGAGAAAGCAAUCACAGUAAACCUAGUAGGUUGGCUGAAGGCCAUAAUCCCGGCACUUUAGGAGGGUGCGGCAGGAGGAUUGCUUGAGGCCAGGAGUUUGAGACCACCUUGGGUAGCAUAGUGAGACCCCCGUAUCUACAAAAAGAAAAAAAAAAUUAGCUGGGCAUGGUGGCCCACAUCUCUAGUCCCAGCUACUCAGGAGGAGUAGAGGAGACAGAGAGAGAGAGAGAGAGAGAAGAAAGGAGACCUGUGGGAUUAUGCUUUUAUUGGGUCUAUAGGCAUUAUGCCCUUAAAAAAAAAAACACAUGCGCAAAGGAGGAGAACUUAUUUCCAAGACUCUGGUGUUAACCAUUAGGUUUUUGUUUUGUUCUGUUUUGUUUUGAGACAAGGUCUCGCUCUGUUGCCCAGGCUGGAAUGCAGUGGCGUGAUCUUAGCUCACUGCAGCCUCCUCUGUCUCCCAGAUUCAAGUGAUUCUCAUGCCUCAGCUUCCUGAGUAGCUGGGAUUACAGGCACGCACCAUCCUGCCCAUCUAAGUUUUGUAUUUUUAGUAGAGGCAAGGUUUCACCAUAUUUGGCCAGGCUGGUCUUAAACUCCUGACCUCAAGUGGUCCUCCCACCUUGGCCUCCCAAAAUGUGGGAUUACAGGUGUGAGCCACCACACCUGGCCAGGAGGGUAAGUUUUAACAAGGCCAAAGGUGACAGCGGGGGGUUGGGUGUACAACUGGGUUUCAAAAGACUUAGGCCAGGCCUAAAAAUGAAUGCCAGAGCAGCAACUAUAUUAAAAAAUUUAUGACACUGGUACAUGCUUCAACAUGGAUAAACCUGGAAAAGUUUACAAAGCUAUGGGAAAGGAGCCAGUCACAAAGGGUCAUAUAUGAUUCCAUUUAUAUGAAGUGUCUAGAAUACAAAUCAAUAGGGAGAGAAAGUAGACUAGUAGUUCCCUAGGGCUGAGAGGUUUUGGUGGAAAUGUGAGGUAACUACUAAGGAGUUAAGUUUCUUUUUGGGGUGAUGAAAAUAUUCUAAAAUUGGAUGAUGUUUAUGAAACUCUGAUUAUACUAACAACUACUGAAUUGUACAUUUUAAUGGGUGAACUGUACCGUAUGUAAGUUAUUUCUCAAUAAAACUGUUUCAAAAAGGAAGCAUCAAAUACAAAUCCUAGGCCAGGCAUGGUGGCUCACGCCCAUCAUCUCAGCACUUUGGGAGGCCAAGGUGGGAGGAUUGCUUGAGCCCAGGAGUUGGGACCAGCCUGGGCAACAAAGUGAGACCCCGUCGCUACAAAAAAAAUCAAAAAAUUAGCUGGGCGGGGUGGCACACAUCUGUAGUCCCAGGUGCUUGGAAGGCUGAUGUGGGAGAAUCGGUUGGUCCCAGGAGGGUCAAGUCCACAGUAGGCUGUGUUUGUGCC
Messenger RNA from Pongo pygmaeus (Bornean orangutan), 3142 nucleotides. RefSeq lists its product as uncharacterized. The transcript has 5 exons. NCBI's taxonomy places the organism in Eukaryota, Metazoa, Chordata, Mammalia, Primates, Hominidae. The record is from RefSeq and is a predicted model, not a curated record. Bases 1 to 960 code for a protein of 319 amino acids.